Molecule: messenger RNA, 2002 nt
Organism: Limulus polyphemus (Atlantic horseshoe crab)
Lineage: Eukaryota; Metazoa; Arthropoda; Merostomata; Xiphosura; Limulidae
Product: protein MTO1 homolog, mitochondrial-like
Exons: 14
Coding region: 214-1857 (547 amino acids)
Biological process (GO): tRNA wobble uridine modification; tRNA methylation
Cellular component (GO): cytosol
Molecular function (GO): flavin adenine dinucleotide binding
Source: RefSeq, a predicted model, not a curated record
AAGGGGAUAGGUUGAGGUGGUGAAAAGGAGGUGUAACGUCUGCAGGUGUCAGUCGGCAUUGAGAGAGCCAUGGUGAAAGCCCAGGACGAUAGUAAAAUCUUGGUGGCGAAAAACUACAGAACAAUUGUGGCCCUGGAGAAUUUGUUGGCUGGGUUAAGGUGAGAAAGAGAGUGAAACCUUGAUCAACUCUGUGUUUUCUAAACUUCAAAAACUAUGUCCUCGCGGGCUUGGUAUCUUCUUCGAAAAAUAGUCGAAAAAGGUCAUCUAAACACAUCCCUCAAAAAUAUUCACUACAAACAAGUCAUCAGUUUCACUUCAACUACAGACAAUUGCUAUGAUGUCAUUGUAGUAGGUGGAGGACAUGCUGGAACAGAAGCAGCUACUGCUGCUGCAAGGAUGGGAUGUAAAACCAUGUUACUGACCCACAAAGUAGAUACUAUUGGAGAGAUGUCAUGCAACCCAGCUUUUGGAGGAAUUGGUAAAGGACACUUAAUGAAGGAAGUAGAUGCUUUGGAUGGUAUUUGUGGAAGAAUUUGUGAUCACUCAGGAAUUCAGUAUAAGGUCCUCAACAAAAGAAAAGGGCCAGCUGUAUGGGGACCUAGAGCUCAAAUUGAUCGUGUCUUAUACAAGCACCACAUACAGUUGGAUUUAUUUAAAACUCCAAAUCUGGAGAUCAGAGCAUGCUCUGUGGAAGAUCUUAUCACUUCAAAAUUUCACCAUGCAUCAUCCACUAAACUACAGUGCACUGGGGUGGCACUUGCGGAUGGAACAUGCCUCAAGGGCCACACUGUUAUCUUGACCACAGGAACAUUUCUACGAGGAAUGAUCAACAUAGGUUUAGAUUCCUACCCUGCUGGUCGUCUCGGUGAUCAGCCUACAGUAGGGUUAGCAAAAACCCUGGAGAAGGUUGGAUUCAAAAUGGGAAGAUUAAAAACUGGUACUCCUCCUCGGGUGGAUAUAAAGACAGUAGACUUAUCUCAGUUUUCAGUUACAGAAGGAGACAAUCCUCCACAACCAUUUUCUUUUAUUCAUGACAAUGUCUGGAUCAAGCCAGAAGAACAAGUUGGAACUUAUCUUACCUUUACAACACCAGAGACAGAGAAGAUAAUCUUAGAAAAUGUCCACCUUAGCCGUCAUGUGCAAGAAGAAACUAGAGGACCUAGAUAUUGUCCAUCUAUAGAAUCAAAAUGCUUGAGAUUUAGGAAUCGAUCUCACCAGAUUUGGUUGGAACCAGAAGGGUUAAACAGUGAUUUAUUGUAUCCAAAUGGGUUAUCAUGUACGUUACCAGCUGAAGUACAACUCCAAAUGUUGAAAAGUCUGCCUGGCCUGGAAAAUGUCACCAUGGUUAGACCUGGUUAUGGUGUGGAAUAUGAUUAUAUUGAUCCUCGACAACUAAAACCAACCCUUGAAACUCUAAAAAUCAGCAACUUGUUUUUUGCUGGCCAAAUUAAUGGAACAACAGGAUAUGAAGAGGCUGCUGCACAGGGCAUUGUUGCUGGGAUCAAUGCAGCCUGUAAGGUGCAGGAUCAACCCCCUUUCAUUGUUGACCGAACAGAAGGCUACAUUGGUGUUUUGGUAGAUGACCUCACAACACUGGGUACUAAUGAACCAUAUAGAAUGUUCACGAGUCGUUCAGAAUUCCGUCUGUCCUUACGUCCUGAUAAUGCUGAUAUUAGACUAACUGAGAAAGGUUACAGAGCUGGAUGUGUUUCGGAGACAAGAUACAAGAGAUUUUGUGAUGUACAUCUCCAGCUAAAAGAAGCUAUCCAGUUUUUGAAAUUUCAAACCAAUUCAAUGAAUGAAUGGAGGAGAAAAAUUAAAUUGGGAGGAACUAAGAGCCUCCACACUAAAACUUGAUGAUUGUUAUAUCCAUAAGUUGGAAUUGAAAAGUCUUCUAAGAGGAAAUUGGGUGCAUUGACAUUUUGAUGCAAGAAUAUAUAGGAGAGAUAGGUGGAGAAUGAAGUUUAAGUCCUGUUCUGUUAGAAACACCCAUGUAUUUCAA